Messenger RNA from Brenthis ino (lesser marbled fritillary), 837 nucleotides. NCBI's taxonomy places the organism in Eukaryota, Metazoa, Arthropoda, Insecta, Lepidoptera, Nymphalidae. The record is from the annotation of a GenBank genome assembly.
AUGAUGUUAAUGAUAAUACUGAUCUGUACGGCAUUCGGUCUUUGGGCGUGGUGUCGAAGGAAUGGUAACAAAGAUGAACCCCCAGUCUGUCCCGGAAGUCUACCUUUAAUAGGUCAUGCACAUUUAUUUUACGGCAACAGUGUGCAACUGUGGAAUGCUUUUAAAGAGUUCUCUAAUGAAAGUUUAAAAGCAGGCGGAGUGGUGUCUUUGUCUAUUGGUCCAAGAACUGUUUAUGCUAUAUCUGAUCCAGAGGACUUUUUAACUGUAGCCAGCACUUGUUUAGAAAAAAACAGUAUUUACGAAAUUAUGAAACCAUGGUUAGGGGACGGUCUAAUUACUGGGACUGUGUCCAUUUGGAAAGAGCACCAAACUAUAUGCUUGACAGUUAUAGGUCUCGAUUUCACUGAUACGACAAUGCUAAACAGCCAAUAUGUAAAUGCUACGCACCAAAUGUUCAACAUAUUUGUGAACAGGUUCCAGAAGUUCUGGCUACAAAAUAAUUUCAUCUUCAGCUGGUCUUCAUUAAGAAAGAAACAGGAUGAAUGUUUGAAAAUACUUCAGAACGUGUCCAAUACGGUCUUAAAGAAGAGAAAAGCAAACUAUAUUAAUAAUAGUAAUCAAAAGAUUGUAAAAAAGAGACAAGGGGAAAAAUUCAAGCCAUUCUUAGAUCUUCUGUUAGAGCUAGCUAUAGAGAAAGGAGCGUUCAAUGAUCGUGAGAUUAGAGAACACAUUGAUACCAUUAUUACAGCCGGCCAUGAUACGGUAGCGAGUGUCCUCAUGUACAGUAUGUUGUUAGUCGGUUCCUAUCCACACGUGCAAGAGAGAAUAUUUGAAGAG